Chiloscyllium plagiosum (whitespotted bambooshark) is the source of this 4083-nucleotide messenger RNA. RefSeq lists its product as uncharacterized. NCBI's taxonomy places the organism in Eukaryota, Metazoa, Chordata, Chondrichthyes, Orectolobiformes, Hemiscylliidae. The record is from RefSeq and is a predicted model, not a curated record.
CGACCCUGUUCGACAUAAUCCGGUCACUGCUGGGCCCAGAACCGUGUCUCCUCUCCCUGGAGGACCAAGAUUCCUGAAAACACUCUCACAUGGCCCUGCAGCUGCAAGUACAAACUUUGAGCUUCUUAAAGAUUAAAGGGAAUAAAGGAACAAUAAAAGAAAAGAAAUGUUCUCUGACAAGAAUGUAACCAAUUCCAGGAAAUAACCAAACUGCUCUAAAGGUGUGGAACGAUAUUGUUCUUCAGCUCAGGUGAUGGAAAAGGUGAGCAGUGCAGUACUACAUCUCCUGCUCUGGAGUGUAAUCCAAGACUACUAUAUAUGGAACAGUAUUUGUACAGCAGAGCUUGACAUUGAUCCAGUAUUUUGCAGUCCGAGCUUUCAGACAGCAGACAGAGGAGAAAGUGUGUUUGUUCAUUGUGUUUCUGGAGACAGUCGCCCCUUGGUGGAGAUCAGAUGGACUAAAGACAGAAGGACUGUCAGUGAAGAGUUAGAAUUCCAGGGACAAUAUAGUCACAAAAACCCUUUCAAAGCAUCUGCCGAAGAACAUAUUGCUAAUGUCUCAGAGGAAGAUAACAGGAAUUGCAUCAGUGUUACUUAUAAUCCAAUACUUAAUGUCACUACACAUAGCAAUCCAGCAACUUUGAAGGUUAAAGCCUUAACGCCUAAACUCCACAUCAUUAAGAACCCAGAGCACAUCACAGUAGCAUCGGGAAAAACAGCCACCAUGCACUGCGCAAUUCAGGGAUUCCAUUGGUCAAAUGUCACAUGGUUCAAAAACAACAAGCCUUUAAAUGGCAUCAUGAAAUACGAUGACAGCCAACACAUUUUAAUGUUACGGAAUGUGUCCUUUGAAGAUGAAGGCUUCUGUCACUGUGAAGAGAACAUUAGAAAUGAAAUAGUAACCUCACAGGCAGCAUAUCUCCUGCCUGCUGGACACCAGAUGUUGCUGAUUCCUAGGGUUAAUCUGACUGAUGAAGGCUUAUAUCAUUGUGUGGCUUCAAGCACACUGGGACAAGAUGAAAGGACUGGAAGAUUAAAAGUGCAUGCUCAUAUUCUGUUAUGCCUUUCUGUUCUCUAUUUCUUACUGUUCCCACAUUGUGUCUUACAAUGUUGCUCCAUCUUUUUAACUUUUCCCUUUUUAUUUCUCUGUAUCCCAUCUCUCACUGUCUGUGCCCAAUGCCUUCAAGCUCUUUGCAUUAUAUUCUUCACCUUUCUGUCAUCUUCAUCUUUUGGCUCCCAUUCCCCCAUCACUUCUUGUAUUCUUUAUUCUGGUUUUCUUUCAUCUGCUGCUCUUGCUGCAGUCCCGCCUAGUAUUCUGUUCCUCAAUGCCUCAACGCAGGUUCGUCAUGGAUUGGAAUUUACGCUGUUCUGUGAUGUGUCUGGAAUUCCAAAGCCUAAUGUCUUCUGGUUCUUCAAGAACAGGCCUUUAAUUGCCAGUAAUCAGCCUAACGUUCUCACAGAGAAUGGAAUACUUAAAAUAAGAAAGGCAAUGCAAAGUUUUGAAGGUAUUUAUGAAUGUGAAGCUGUGAAUGAAGCAGGGUCAGCAAAAAGAUCUGUAGCUGUAUAUAUUGAAGCACCAGUGCAAGAUCAGCUGACAGAUGAUUGUUCCUUAGCAGCAUCCGACAUCUCUGCUCCCACAAGUUUGGCACCAGAGGAACACACCGUCCAUUCAGACAUUCUGACAGCUAUUGUAUGUCCGUCAGUUUCAGUGAAGUCUAAACAUCUGCAUCAUUCCUAUUCUCAAUCCUCAAGAGGAAUCAAAUUAUUGCCUGUAACAGCUAGCUCAAUAAUAUCACUUGACUCACAGUCUUCAGUCCCAGCAGCAUUUGUAACUUUAAACAUUGCUGUAACAUCUGCAGUGAAACCAUUUCCAUCUGCAACAAUGCUAACAGUGAGACCCUCUUCACCUUCAGCAUUGGCAGUGGAGACACCUUUUCGAUCUUCAGAAAUGUCUACAGGGAAAUUGUUUCCAUUUCAGACAAUAUCCACAGUGAAACCCUUUCAAUCUUGGGUAAUAUCUGCAGUGAAACCUUUUUCAUCUUCAGCACCAGUUGCAAAGAGAUCUUUACCAUCUCCAGUAGCAUCUACAAUGAAAUCUCUCCUAUCUCCAUCAAUGUCUUCAGUAAGACCCUUGCCACCUCAGACACUGCGUACGAUCCCAACAAUAUCUACCAUGAACGCAUUCCCAACUUUAACACCUUUAGCUCUAAGUUCUCCGUCCCUGGACAUACCUGUCCUUACACAAUAUUCUACUCCAGUGGAAGUUGCUUUGAAUCUUACGGAUGUUUCCUCAACAGUGGGUGGCACAGCACUAACAAGCAAUGUUAAUUCUUCACUGGAGAUAUCUCGCUCAACAAAUCCAGGAAAAGCAACUACUUUCACACAGGAGCAACUUCCCCUGUUAACAAGGAAUUCCACUCUGCCAUCACUGAGGACAUAUCUGCACUACUUGAGUAAAGAUACGGCGAAGUAUUCUUCAGAACCAGUUUGGAAUUCUAAUUGUACCACAAGCCAGCCAUUUCAUUCGUCAGCUGCAACCAUUGGAACCAGUAAACGGGGGGGAACAACACCAAAGGAGUCCUCUACAUAUUUUGCUCUAGAAAAGCAUGAUAUUCCUGUUGUGGUGGGCGUCACAAUUUCCCUUACAAUGAUUUUUAUUACAAUGUGCGUCUAUUCUGUAAGGCAGAAGAAAAACGAGAGCAAGGAGACACAACGACACUUGCUGCGUAACUCCAGAAUGUCAUGCCAGAACAGAGAUCGCUUUGAGAUGCAAACACACGAAAACAGAGCAUUUGAGGAGGACAACCCCAGUCAUGCUGUUGAGCAAACUACUCAUGAGAGGCCAAGUGAUAUAGCAUCCUCGCCAAAGCAGUCAUCAAUCAAAGCCAUAACAGUGACAGCGGAGUUUGCUCUGGUCAGCCAAAGCGAGAAUUUCUUCUCCAUCAGUAGAAACAACCACCUCCAAGCUUCAAACAAGGAUUCUUCGAAAGGAGAUCAACAGAAGGAGGCCAAAUUCACCAGUCCCAGCAGGAGUAGAUCAUCUCUUUCACAUCAUGAAAACAUAGUAAAGGAGCCAAAUACUUGGAAGCAAAGUGCUAUAUUCCAGGAAAAGCUAUUGACCUCUCUGCUGAUGGUGGAACUGAACAGGAAUCCUUUCACAGAAGAACGUCAUAAAAUAGAUCCGCUAACUCGAUCGAACUCUAUCCCCUGCUGUGCCAAAAAGGCUUCAUUGAGGAAUGAGCAAGCUCUUUUCAAUGCUCGUUCCCAUUCUGACAAAGUACAAGGAACCUCAUAUUUUAGCCUACAGCCUAUUGGAAAACAGCCUAUGGAUCCUGGAAUGGGGCAGCUUCACAGCGAGCCAACUUCAAGUGACUUGUUAGAAAACCUUUCUGGUGCUGCAAGAAUGAGCACAGGGAUCGAAUCUGUUACGACGGAUGUUCUUGUGUACUCCCAACUCCCAGCGGCAUCAUCCCUUCCAACCCUAGUUCCCAGCACUGCAUCCGUGCAGCUUAUAUCAGUUCCACAUAAACAGCUCGACGGACUGGAUUGUGAAUGAUUGACUGGAACCAGAUGACAAACCUCGAAGCAAAGCAUGGUUGGCUGGACUGCCUCAACACUGUCAAUGUAGUAGACGCAUAUUGUGAAGGUUGGAUUGUCUUCAAUCACCUCAAAUCAGAGGAUGCAUGAAUCUGUCGAGAAACUGGAUCCACAUCAGGGAGCUAAUAAGGCGAAGGGUGCGUACCUGGUUUAAGGUCGUUAAACAAAAAAUGACAUUCUUUUCAACAACAACAAUAUUUUUAUCCUAAGUUACUAACUGUACAAUCCUUCCACAAUAAGAAAAUUUUCAAUAAUAGCCGCAUAAGUAUGUCCCAUCAUAUAAAAGAUCAACAUUGUACAAAUGUUCCAACAAACCCAAUGAUAUCCUCAUGUGUCACUUGAUUAUAAAUUUACCAAAGCAAGUGACAACAAAGAAUAAAAAACCAAACUAAAACAGGAGCAGUACACUUGACUUUAGCUAGGAGAAAGUGAGGACUGCGGAUGCUGGAAAUCAGCAUCUAGUGUGUGUGGUGCUGGAAAAGCACA